Seriola dumerili (greater amberjack) is the source of this 5112-nucleotide messenger RNA. It is a transcript of the gene tmtc3, whose product is annotated as transmembrane and tetratricopeptide repeat containing 3. The transcript has 14 exons. The coding region runs from base 140 to 2950 and encodes 936 amino acids. Gene Ontology annotation, molecular function: protein binding; mannosyltransferase activity. The record is from RefSeq and is a predicted model, not a curated record. Gene Ontology annotation, biological process: protein O-linked glycosylation via mannose. NCBI's taxonomy places the organism in Eukaryota, Metazoa, Chordata, Actinopteri, Carangiformes, Carangidae. Gene Ontology annotation, cellular component: endoplasmic reticulum.
UAGCUUGCACAAGUGGAAUGCCGCUUGCUGAAUUGCGUGCAACGUAUGUGUUUGUAACCAUCCCAAGUUUCUGAAAUCACCUCUGCUGUCACCGCCCGCCCUGCUACAGACACGUGAUCAAUGACGGCUUUGGCCAGCCAUGGCUGUCGUGUCAUGGAAGGAGAUUUUACUUUUGACUGGACUGGUGGUGGGAUGUUACUGGAACAGUCUGUCUUGCGGCUUUGUGUUUGAUGAUGUCUCAGCAAUCCUUGACAACAAGGACCUACGGCCCUCAACCCCUCUCCGCAACCUAUUCCUCAAUGACUUCUGGGGAACGCCCAUGGCUGAGGAGCGGAGCCAUAAAUCUUACCGACCCCUCACUGUAUUCACCUUCCGACUGAACUACCUCUUCAGUGAGCUGAGUGCAGCUUCCUACCAUCUCUUCAAUGUGGUUUUACACGGCGUAGUAUGUGUGCUUUUCCUGCGAGUGUGCCGAUUGUUCCUGGACAAGACUUCCAGCUUGGUGGCAGCUUUGCUGUUUGCUGUGCAUCCCAUCCAUACUGAAGCUGUCACAGGUGUGGUUGGCAGAGCUGAGCUUCUGUCUUCAAUCUUCCUUCUGGCUGCUUUCCUGGCCUACACAAAAUCAACAGGUGCAGACCACUCCAUUGUUUGGGCUCCCAUCGCUUUGACAGUCGUUCUCGUGGCUGCAGCGACACUGUGUAAGGAGCAGGGAAUCACUGUCGUCGGCAUCUGCUGCGUCCAUGAAGUGUUCGUUGCACAAGGGUUUACCUUGCCCAUGCUGUUGGACACACUGCGGCAAGUCCUGCAGGGUAAAGACGGUUUCCCCUACGCUGUCCUGCAAACUCUGCUGAAGCUCAUUGUGCUCAUCAUCAGCACCCUGCUGCUUGUCAUCAUCAGAGUCCAAGUCAUCCAGUCUCAGCUUCCCGUCUUCACCAGAUUUGAUAACCCAGCAGCAGUCAGCCCCACUCCCACAAGACAACUGACUUUCAACUACCUACUUCCUGUGAAUGCAUGGCUUCUGCUGAAUCCCUCAGAGCUCUGCUGCGACUGGACCAUGGGCACCAUCCCCCUGGUGGAGUCGCUCCUCGACCUCCGUAACCUGGCCACUCUGCUCUUCUACUCUUUCCUGGCCCUGCUGGCGUACCACAGCCUGCGCUACAGACACAGCUCUGCCAAGACUGUCAUCAUGGCCCUGUCUUUGAUCGUCCUGCCUUUUAUACCUGCGUCCAACCUCUUCUUCCCUGUGGGCUUUGUCGUGGCAGAGAGGGUGCUGUACGUACCCAGUAUGGGCUUCUGUGUUCUCGUUGCACACGGGUUUAAGAUUGUUUCGCAUAAAGGUCACUUGAAGAAGAUUUCCUGGUUGAUGAUUGGAGUGCUCUUAACUACGCAUGCAGUGAAAACCUUCAACAGGAAUUGGGACUGGGAGUCAGAAUACACUCUAUUCACGUCUGCCCUGAAGGUAAACAAAAACAACGCCAAGUUGUGGAACAAUGUUGGCCACGCUCUAGAGAAUCAAAAUAAUUAUGCCAAGGCACUGCGGUACUUUCUCCAGGCCACUCGUGUUCAGCCAGAUGACAUCGGUGCUCACAUGAAUGUUGGAAGAACCUACAAGAACCUGAACAAGUCCAAAGAGGCAGAAGAUGCCUACUUGGUUGCCAAAUCCCUCAUGCCACAGGUCAUUCCUGGUAAGAAGUAUGCGACACGUGUGGCCCCUAACCAUCUGAAUGUUUACAUAAACCUGGCCAAUCUUAUCCGGGCCAACGAAUCCCGCCUAGAGGAGGCCGACCAGCUCUACCGACAAGCAAUCAGCAUGAGACCAGACUUCAAACAAGCCUACAUUAGCAGAGGGGAGCUACUGCUAAAGAUGAACAAGCUGACUGAGGCCCGGGACGCCUACCUCCGAGCCUUGGAGCUCGACCGCACCAACGCCGAUUUGUGGUACAACCUGGCCAUCGUCAACAUUGAGAUGAAGGACCCUUCAGAAGCCCUGAAGAACUUCAACCACGCCCUGGAGCUCAACCCCCGCCACAAGCUGGCGCUCUUCAACUCAGCACUCCUCAUGCAGGAGUCUGGUGAGCCAAAGUUCUGGCCUGAGGCUAACCGUCGCUUCCUCACCUAUGUGGAGGAGGAGCCUGACGAUGCCAAUGGCUACUUCAACCUUGGCAUGCUGGCCAUGGAUGCCAAUGAAAAUGCAGCAGCGGAGCGGUGGAUGCGUAAAGCCAUUGGUUUGCAGGCCGGCUUCCGCAGUGCCCUGUUUAACCUGGCGUUGCUUUACUCUCAGUCCAAACGCGAGGUGGAUGCUCUGCCUGUGUUGGACGAGCUACUGCGCUACCACCCAGAGCACAUCAAGGGCCUGAUUCUAAAGGGCGACAUCCUCAUGAACCACAAGAAAGACACCCGUGGUGCUAAAAUCUGCUUCGAGCGCAUCUUGCGGAUGGACCCCACCAAUGUGCAAGGCAAGCACAACUUGUGCGUGGUCUACUUUGAGGAGCGUGACCUGCCACGGGCCGAGCGAUGCUUGGAGGAGACGCUGGCCCUGGCGCCAAACGAGGAGUAUGUGCGUCGUCACUUGAGCAUUGUGCGAAGCAAAAUGGCUGCCAUGAGCGCAGCCGGGCAGCCACUUACUUCAUCAGAGGGUGCCACUGUGACAGCUAAGGAGGAAAAGCCGAAGAGAGUUAGGGAGGGAGCGGAGGAAGUUGCUCAGGGUGAGGAGGAAGGGAGGGUUGCUGAGACUGUUGGAAAGGGGGCUGAGGAUGACAAGAAUGUGCGGAAAUCCUCUGCAGAAAGCCUCGAAGGUGUGGCCGUGGACCAAUCAGAGUCUUUGGACAGUAGCCAGUCUGACAAGCGGACUAAGGGUAAGUCCACUAAAGAGAUUAAAGAUAUAGAGAAAAAAAGGGCAGCUGCCUUGAAGAGACUAGAGGAGAUUGAGCGCAUAUUAAGUGGUGAUUGACAUUGUUGUAAUUUAUAGCUGGACUACUUUUAUAGAGCUCUUUAAUGCUCCAGGAUAAGACUGCAUUUUCCCCCUCUUAGAAAUAUGUAUUCUUAAUCAGUUGCCAUUUUAUUUCUUUUGAUUUAAUCACGUGUUUGCAGACCGCUCAGCAUGGUCCUGCUCUAACACUAAUCCUAUAAAGAAGGGAAAUGUUGAUCUGCACAUGAAACUCAACAAUAAGCACAAAGCCAAUUUGGGAUGAUCUAUUUAAAGCUUAUGGCAGAUGUAGAUGCCUAUGUGUGUGCUUCAUCUGAACGUGAUUUCACAUAUCAUAGUUAUAAAUAUUUGUUUUGUUUUUCCAAGUGUAGUCAUUGUUUAUCACUGGAUUUUUUUUUAUCACUAAAGAUGUGACUCACUCACUGUGUGUUAUUGUUUUUAAAAACAGAAUGAUUGUAUCAUGGACAAUUAAAGGAAAUGACGUGGUCCCCAAGAUUUCCUCCAGGCAGGAUGAUAUCUGCAGAGUUUGUGCCUCUAAAUAACCCAAACCACACAGAGAAAAAUAACCUUCCUCACUACUUCAACACCAGGCUUAUGUUCCCUUUCAACAAUGUCUGCUAAUCUUUAUUGAUCUCACCCGGCACUUCCUGCCACUACAUCAUCAGCCCCUGUGCUCGCAGCUGCCUCAAAAUUUCAUUGUGAUCCCAUCUAAAAGACUGUUAUCUCAUUCCCUUGGUCACAUUACCCCCUCAGAUCUCCACGCCUGUCUGCCAUCCUUCAGACACUACAGCCUAAUUAGAGUUGAUUUUUUUUUUUUUUUUCUCCCUUCCUCUGCUUUUCUUGGUAAACUGUCCCAUACACAUGGCUUUGACCUGGGCAACACCCAUUUUAUGUGACGGUCAACAAUGACGCACUUUCAUCCUCAGCGUCAGGCUUCAUCAUGUGUUCUUCAUUUUCCAAAGUUCCUUCCACUUCAUAGGGGGAAUUUUCACAGCACAUUUGCAGAAAACAGACCUUCUCCUUCAUCCUGCUCAGCAGAGGAGAUGAUGUUUUAGUUUACUGGCACUAAAAUAUCAUUGGGAUGUUCCACAUUUUCAAGUUUUUGUAGUAGCUGAAUCGAAAAAUAAUCCCUCUGUAGUUACUACCACUGUUCAAAACUGCUACAGGCAAGUACACAAAUUAAGACUUGAAAAGAAAUGAGAGAUGCACAAAUGUCUCCUGCCCCUGUUUCCUCAGGCUUUUCUCACCACGACGCCACUAUAAAACCCAGCGCCUGCUUGGCUGCUUACCAAGAGGUCUGAUGAUUUAAACAAUAUUCUCCUCUGAUUGAGAGCCCUUGAAGAAAUAGGCCAAUAACUGAUCAUCAAAACACUACUGUGACUGCACAAAUGGUUAACAGCGUAGCCCCAUUGGGAGCCCUGAUAGUCAGUAACUUGACAUGAGCAGACUUGAUUGGGGCUGUGAGGCAAGUCAGCAGUGUCCAAUUCAUCACGCUCAUUAAAAAGCAAAUUAAGUGGAAGUGUUUCUUUCUUCUGAGCUGAUGUUAUUGUCUUCACAGCUCCCAUGAUGUUCCUGUUUUCGCUUCACAGUGCAAUAAUGUGUUUCAGUGCGAUGACUCUGCUCAGUGCAAUUCUUCAAAGUAGAAUUAAGGAGAGAAGACUGAUUACUGUAAGUUCGGAGCACUGUGGUGGUACUAAUUAGCCUUGCUAUGCAUUGACCUUGUUUAGCCCUGAUAAUUCUAUGUACAUAUAUUUACAAUGUACUUGUAUCCAGUGUUAUUUAUUAUUUUUAUAUGCACUGCAAAUGCUGUAGAUGUUUUUUUUUGGGGUUUACCAAUGCUUUAAAUUCAUGGUGCAUUAUUUUGUCUCUACUAAUUUUCAACAUGUACUGUCACUUGUAAAACGUGUUAUGUAUGUUUUUCACCUUUAAAAUGUGUCCUUUUUUUUUUUUUUCAUUUUUUCAAACAACCUGUCAGUGUGAAACAUGUAUGAAACAUUCAACCAACUGCCUGUCUACCCCAAAACAAGUAGGUACAGCUUUGAAUGAGGAAGCAGUUUGCAACAUUAUUCUUUUUCACUUCAUUUUGCUGAGUGACUGGUUUUUGUACGAUUUAAGAUUUUUUUUUUUAUGCAAUAGCCCUUGGUGGUGGGGGUCUAGGUUAUUAAAUAAAGUGAGAUGACAACUCA